AUGGAGGACAAAUCAGAAAGUGCAAUGAUCAAAUCAGUUUAUAAAUAUUUGAAGUGUCUGAAGUGCAAAAAGCAAUUUAGUAUGUUCGAUGAUCAAUCCCACCUUCUUCCUUGUCUACAUACUUUUUGUUUAACGUGCCUUCAGAGUUGUGAUUUAGAAGACGGAAUAUGUCCAGCUUGUUUUGAAAAACACAACACGCAAAGGGAAGAUUUGUGCAAAUUACCAGGUGUUUCAGCUCUUACGAAAGAUUAUUACUCAUACGUUAAUACUGUCAACCAAACUUAUAAGAAUUGUGAAAUGUGUAACAAUAAUUUACACGCGUUGAAUAGAUGCAAACAAUGUGAAGUAAAUAUAUGUAAUGAGUGUGUAAUGCUUCACAAACGGGUAUGGAAACUAAAGCAUCACUAUAUAUUUUCUACAGAAAAUAUUUCGACAUGUAAUUUUAGAGAAAAAUCGAAAUUGUUUUCAUCAGAGGCAACUUGCACUAAGAAAGGUCACGAAAAAGAGAUACGAAACGUUUACUGUUUCUCAUGUAGGAAACCGGUUUGCACUUUAUGUGCUUUUGUUGAACACCGUGAACACGGGCAUAGAUUGUUAAGCGAAGCGUUUGAAAAUGAAACGCGCAGAGCACAAGUUUUGCAAACAAAACUCAAAAAGAAAAUUUCUGAAAUCGAAAACAUUAUUUGCAAAAUAGAGGAGGAAAAGGUUGCUCUUGAAAUGCAUUCAAAAUAUCAAAGUAAGAUGACAAAAGAGACAUUUGAAUAUUCAAAAACAGUUCUAGAUAAAAAAGAGGAGGAAUUUACUAGAGAAAUAGACCAUCUUAUUGGAAAGAAAUUUAACGUUCUUCAAACACAGGCAGAUUCCUUGCAAGUUAAUAAAAGUUCUUGUUGUGAAGCAAUCGAGUUUUUGAAUCACAUGCUUUAUUCAAAGAAUAUGCCAGCAUUCCUUGAAAUAUCAAAGUCAAUGUUAGAAAGACUUCAGAACCUUGGGAGUAUACCAUGUGAUGUUAAUCCACACACUUCUUCGGCGUCUUUCAAAACCGUCCCAAAAGAAAAUAUGCUUGACUUUGAGAGAACAGUUCGGAAACUUGUAAAAUUACACACUACAAAUGCAAACCUCUUUCAAUGCAGAAGUGUUAUUCCAUCUCACUUUCUUGUACAACAUGAAUAUACAUUAUCCAUGAAAUUAAUUUCUUCUGACGAAUCAACGAUAUCCGAUGAAAACGUCAAAAUGACUAUUUCGAAAGAAGGAGAAAUUAAAUAUGAAAUAAAGUGUGCAUUUUCCAAUGAAGACAAAACGAUGAAAGGAAAAUGGCACCCUCGCGAAACUGGAAUGUUUAAAUUGAAAUCAUUUAGUAAUGGUAUAGAUUUGUCAUCUACGGGGGGAAAUCUCUUAUGUGUAGAGGAAGAGAAAAACAGAAAAGGUUAA
Saccostrea cuccullata (small rock oyster) is the source of this 1428-nucleotide messenger RNA. Its product is annotated as E3 ubiquitin-protein ligase TRIM45-like. The record is from RefSeq and is a predicted model, not a curated record. Gene Ontology annotation, molecular function: zinc ion binding. The transcript has a single exon. NCBI's taxonomy places the organism in Eukaryota, Metazoa, Mollusca, Bivalvia, Ostreida, Ostreidae. The coding region runs from base 1 to 1428 and encodes 475 amino acids.